AUGGCGCAUAGAGACAUGUCGGAGGACCUCAUGGAGAGCGCUGGCAGCUCUCCGGCCUCAUCUGAUGUCCAUAAAGACAGUCUCCGUCAUGAUUAUGACAUGGAGUCAGCCAACGCGACACCCAAUUCGCUCUUCACGGGUGCUGCUGAUAGCGAUCUGCCACAUGACUCAACUUCUGCAUCUCCAAGACACAUUGUAGCCCUGCCUACUCGUUCGUCGGCACCGCUUAUGCAACGUGCUCUGCCUCAACGCGAUGUGUCGGAAGAAAACAUAGCCGACGUGUAUGCUACUUUCAUUCUUUAUUGUAAUCCGUACUUCCCCUUGGAUAUCGAUACCUCUGACCUGAAACGCAUUUUCCAAACACCGCCUCGUAGCGAUGGAAAGGACUUCAGUAUAUUCACGCUGUGGGAGCUCAUUCGAAGGUUCGACAGCAAAGAGAUCAAAACAUGGACUCAACUAGCUCUAGAACUGGGAGUUGAGCCUCCGUCAGUAGAAAAAGGUGGCAGUGUUCAGAAGGUGCAGCAGUAUUCUGUCAGACUGAAGCGCUGGAUGCGUGCAAUGCAUGUCGACGCCUUCUUCGAGUACCUGCUUGGAAAGAAACACACUUACUACCUAGAUCUGCCCCCACCGCACGACCCUCACCCUGCUCGAGGUAGAGAUGGUGUUCCGGCUGACGAAGAUCUUGCCAUCAGAGCCUUGGACCCUUCCUUCCGUCCCAAAAGGGGCAGGAAGAGAAACGAGACGCCUGAGAAAGAUCCAGUCCCCCCAAAGAAGCCAUUGCUUACGACGUCAUUCUCGUUCGAGGGACAAACGCUGUAUGCGCAACCGCAGGCGUCUUAUACCGCAUCUGCGAUUCCAUUGAGUGCUAGGCCUGGGGAGAACUUUACGAACGACAUGUGGGCGUCCACGUCGACUACCAGUGCAGUACCAAAGAGAACAGUCCCACAUUCUGCCAUAGCUGCCCGGCCUUCGAAUCAUCUUCAAUGGCACUUGGAGGGUUCUAACGACACCCCGCUCACGCCGCAUCCGAUGUCAGCCCUCGAGCCCAGGGCACCUGGUCUAUCGGCAUACGAUGAGCCAAUGUCGGCCAUAACCCCUGGAUCAUCUCGCGCCCGAUCUCGACGAAAGCAUGGUCCUGCGGUUUCUUCUGCUUGGAACAACGCUGCUGCUGCAAAUGCUCGAGCCAGAGGUCGGCCACCCGGUAACCGAUCAGUUCAGGAUGGACCAUAUACCACAUUUCCAGCAGAUCCGAAUGCGGAAAGGUCAACCUCCCAAAGGAGCACUCCAGCUGUAUCGUUGAUGCCGUACGAUACCGAGUCACAUCUGCUACGGCCAAAUGCUUAUACAAAACCAUUGCACAAACCAGUGUUCCAGAUUUCCAAACCUUCUGACGCAGAUGUUCCCCGUCGACCAGAGCGUGGGCGUCUAUCUUUGACAGUGCCAGAAAGUACCGGUGGGCCAAUCCUACCUGUUACACCAUCAGUGCCUGAACAUGACGAAUUUGAUCGAUCAUCAGAGGACUUGAUGUAUAUCGACACAAAGCCGGCAGCAUCUGACUGGUCGCAAUCGGGAAGCCGGCAUGUCUCACAAACGCCCGCCGCCCAUCAGAGUCACAACCCUGAGCCCGAAGUAGGACUUGCGUACGAAGCUCUGAAGCGAGUACUCGCCCAUGAUCUUCUACGUGCAGACUUGUCCGGAAGACCAAACAGAUUAUUGGGCCCAGAAGCGAUGAGAUUAUCCGAUGCGAUACUCCAACGAUUCAACGUACCAAAAGCAGAUUCGGAUAACAAAAGUGAUGAUGCUUUGCGUAUAGCGGCGACCAGCUGGCUUGGAGUCUCUCGACAACUGGGCUUUGCAUCUGCAACUCCGUGCAAAGAGAAAGAAAUUACCGUACAGCGGUUCGCGAUACGAGAGCAUGGUCUGGAAGAACCGAUUGGGCCAAAUGAACAUGCUGAGAUGGUCAGAGAGAAAUUUGAUGUCACUUGGUCUGCCGGAUUUGGCGGAGUGGGAGGAAAGUUUUGUGUCGUUGGGCUUGAGAUCGGUCAGCAGCAGGUCGAUCCCAACGAUGCAGAAGCUCGAGCGCAUGAAAUGAUCAAAGAAGUCAGGGAGAUGAAGGAGUCAGAGAUUGACUACAAGGAAAAGUACAUGGCUCUAGAAUUCGGCGUCAGACUCAUGAAGGGGCAGCUGAACAGGCUGCAGGACAAAGUGCUGGACGCUUUGCUGUGA
Messenger RNA from Aureobasidium subglaciale EXF-2481, 2226 nucleotides. RefSeq lists its product as uncharacterized. The record is from RefSeq and is a predicted model, not a curated record. Gene Ontology annotation, molecular function: DNA replication origin binding. The transcript has 2 exons. Lineage: Eukaryota; Fungi; Ascomycota; Dothideomycetes; Dothideales; Saccotheciaceae. Bases 1 to 2226 code for a protein of 741 amino acids.